This is a messenger RNA of Aspergillus candidus, 569 nucleotides long. RefSeq names its product SNARE domain- containing protein. The transcript has 3 exons. The coding region runs from base 132 to 425 and encodes 97 amino acids. Gene Ontology annotation, biological process: intra-Golgi vesicle-mediated transport. NCBI's taxonomy places the organism in Eukaryota, Fungi, Ascomycota, Eurotiomycetes, Eurotiales, Aspergillaceae. The record is from RefSeq and is a predicted model, not a curated record.
UGAACCCUCCCCUGCUUGACAAUAUAAGCGUCGACAGAGUUGAUCUAUAAAACCACACCAAACAGAAACCGCCCCCUAAUACAUCAACGAACCAAACCAAAUCAAUCAAACUCAACGACAGAACCGACAAAAUGGGCGAAGCCUACGAGCGCGAACAACAAAACAACGCCCUCCUGAACUCCCUCUCGGGCAAAGUCUCGGCUCUGAAAUCCGUCACCGUUGAUAUCUAUGAUAAUGCGAGGGAUCAGGAGACGUUGGAUCAUUCGGGCCAAGUGUUCUCAUCUCUUGGAACGAGCUUGCAAGGAAGCGCGAGUCGGUUAACUCGCAUGGCGAGACAGGGUGAUACCGUUGCUGUGUUGAAGGUUGCGGGGAUCUGUGUCGGUGUUGGGGUGUUGAUUUGGUUGUUUUUGAGUUGGAUUUUUUAGGCCCUAUCUUUUGGGUGUGUUUGACUUGGCCGUGAAGAGGGGGGGUAUAAGAGAGGGAGGGGGUGAAGAGCGAGUAUCCAUGGAGAGGAGAGAUGAAGAAAGGGGAAGGGGAACGAGAAAGAGGAGGAGGAGGAGGAGGAAGAG